AAUAAUAAAAACAAGAAUAAAUGUAAAGAUUUAAAAAUAAAUGUCAGGGAAUACCUACCGCGAAGCGAUAGAACAGGGUUGGGCAGCGAUGUUUCCUAUUUUCAAAGUAAUGGUACGUUUACACUUGCAAAGUAGUUUCCUAAUUUCAACAUUUUUGUGAUUAUGAACAAUUAAGUACAAAUUAUUCUUCUAUAAAAUUCUUAAAAUAGUAUAGAAUUGAUGUUUUCUUUUAUAAAAUUCAUAAAUAUUUACAAAAAAAUGUAAAAAACGAUUAAACCCAUUGCUACCCAACUCUGUUAUAUAUACAUUCAGAAUUUCAUCUUUCCAACCCUGGUAUAGUUGUUUUGACAGUUUUGGCAACAUUUCACGCUCCGCUGAUCAUUAUUGAACUUUCUUCUCGUGUGCAAAUUAAUUAAAAAUUAUUUCACAAUAUUUGAAUGUUAUUAAUUAGCGUGAAUUAGAACUAAACAGUUUUGGUUGUAAAACGAUUGAAUGGAAUUGAUGUUUUCAUGACGAUCGUAACUAUAAUUGACUUUUUUAGGUUAUGUCAUUUCAAAUAGUAUUUUGCUUUUUUGUAGUUGACAAGGAAAUAAUUUACAAUUUGUUUAUAUAAUUAUGCAAAGAUGCAAAAGAAUAAUUUUUUAAAAGUGAUUUUGAAAGUGUUCGAUAUUAUUUAAAUCGUGUUUUUUCCGCAACAUUUGGAAAUACAGAUCGGAGCGCUGAUCAUCGUAUUAGGCCUACAUCGUAUUGAAGCGUGCAAUUCCAAAUAUGAAAAAUGAGACAGUGUGUACGUGACAUAAGCAAAUUUAAGGAGUAUUCACAUAUCAACGCAGAAAACGUAAAGAAUUUUGCACACAAGAAGUGGAAGGGCAUCCCGGUUUUUACGAAUGCGUUGGUUAUUUGAGUACAAUGAUUCCUGCUCGAAAUCGAAUUUCGACGGGUAAAGGAACCUGUGUGGAUGAGUUCAUAACAAUGGAGGGCAAUACUUACUAUUAUUGUGCAGUUUCACUUCCAAUACUAGACGGAUUGUACAAUUACUUACAAAACUAGAUUUUUUCUAAGAAAUCAUAAAUUAUACGCCGAUGAAAAAAAAAAUUAUUUUUUUAAAAAUGAUUUUUCUGAAAAUGAUAAUUUUGAAAGCGAUUUUUUGAAAAUGAUUUCUUUUUUCAAUUUAUUUAUUGUUGCUUAAAAUGAAUUUUGAAUAAAAUAUUUAUUAUAUAAAUGCGUUCAUUUGAAUUUCGCGCCUUUUUCAAAGCGUUGGCAAUUUCUCUCUUCACGCCGCUAUUUUGCAGAGUUUAGCAAAAAAAAAUUAUUCACCCUCAUUUUAACAAUUUUUUUUAGAUUUACUUAAUAUUUAGUACUGGCUUUUUUGCUUUUGGUUAUUAAUUAGCUUUUGGUGAAUCCCCGAAGUACAGAAAGUUUAAGGGUUCGUUCACACCGGAUAUAUGCAAUACACGUUGAAUUUUAUUGCACUAACUCAACCCUGAUUGUCAAGGUUUGGAUAUAAUAACCUAACCUUACAAAAAAAUGUAAAAAAAUACUUGUUAUUGUGAUGUUCUAUUUUUUAAUUUAUAUAUGUAUAUAUAAUAUAUAUAAAUAUAUAAGAAAAAUAAUUUGUAAACAAUGUCCUAUUUAUUUGUCCGUCCAAAUGGAACGCCGUUGCAAUUUCAUUUGACUGAUUUAUCAGAUAAUUUGCUAAUUCGGUAUAUAUUUCUAAUUGAGAGCAAUGGUGGAGAAGUUACACUAAAACCUGAUGAACUUAUUCUCACCUUCACUCUGUCGAAGUUUUGCUACAAAUAUCCAAUUGUUUAUAAUAUCGAAUUCAUCGACGAUUGUUUAACAAGAAAUAAACUUUUAGAUAUUAACGAAUAUUACAUUGGUGACACACGACAUUUCAAUGUUUGCAGAAUGCCAGAAGGAGUGAAGGAAAUAAAAACUUUUAAAUGCCCUGAAAGCAAAAAAGAACAUGUUAUGGAAGGAGAGCAAAUAAAAAAUUUGGACAAGAUUUCUACUGUCGCCAAAAAAUCUAAUAAAAUGAAACAAACUGUUUUUUAUAAAAAACGGAAAAGCCAAAAAGAAGAAACACGCACUGAACGUAAUUUGUGA
Leptopilina heterotoma is the source of this 2106-nucleotide messenger RNA. RefSeq lists its product as uncharacterized. The record is from RefSeq and is a predicted model, not a curated record. The transcript has 8 exons. NCBI's taxonomy places the organism in Eukaryota, Metazoa, Arthropoda, Insecta, Hymenoptera, Figitidae. Bases 1624 to 2106 code for a protein of 160 amino acids.